UUCAGUUCUCCCAUUUCCUCCCACCACUGGUUCCCUUCAUUUGUAGACAUAACAGUCUCGGUUUGUUACCUCCGUGUCUGACGAGGUGCGAACCCCGGAGGAGCGUUCACCCUCCUCCUUUCUCUUCUUCCUCCUCCUCCUCCUCUUCCUCUUCCUCGUCGUCGUGCUGCCGCAGCAGCAACCAACGCGGUGAGUGCGUCCUGCAGCAACCGCAGCAGCAGGACGUGGUGAUACCUGACUCCGGAGUAAAAACCCGCAAAUACCGAUGGCUUCAUGUGUAAAUAUUUCGGCAAAUGUAUCGAAACGUACCAAUCAACUGGACAGUUUUUCAAUGAUUGAGUCCUUAAUGUUGUUCCAAGGAACAGAUUCCAGCGAUUCCCUUCAAAUACCAAUCCACAUUUAAACCGAUACUGUUGAGCCAUUUGGGCACACGCUCUUCACCAGGCACGAUGAGAGGCUACCUGUUCACUGCAAUUUUGUUCCUGCACUUGGUCACCUCAGAGUCUGGGCACUGCAUAAUACAGCGUGAACAUGAGAAAUGCAUGGAAAUGAUAGAAUUGCACAACCCAGAUGGCAUUGAAUUUGUGUGUCCUUGGAUGUGGGACAACUUGACCUGCUGGCAGGCUGCCGAUGUCGGUGAGGUUGUAACGGUCAAAUGUCCUGAGUUCUUUCACGACUUCAUGACACCUGAAGAAGAAAUUGGGAAGGUCAAUCGAAACUGUACAGAGUAUGGCUGGUCUGAGCCUUAUCCUCACUAUGUGGACAUUUGCCUUCUUGACGACAACACGACAAAGCCUGAUUAUUUUGCAUCGGUUAAAGCCCUGUAUACAGUUGGGUACAGCACCUCACUGGUCUCUUUAACCACAGCCAUGGUCAUUCUCUGCAGAUUCAGGAAGCUGCACUGCACCAGAAACUUCAUUCACAUGAACCUGUUUGUGUCCUUCAUCCUGAGAGCCAUCUCCGUCUUCAUCAAGGACGGUGUGCUGUACCCUAAGGAAGACAGCGAACACUGCUUCAUGCACACAGUGGCGUGUAAAGCAGUGAUGAUAUUUUUCCAUUACUGCGUCAUGUCCAACUAUUUCUGGCUUUUCAUCGAGGGUCUGUAUCUCUUUACUCUGCUGGUUGAGACAUUCUUCCCUGAGAGACGCUAUUUCUACUGGUACACCAUUGUCGGGUGGGGAACUCCAACUAUAUGUGUGACUGUCUGGGCUGUUCUGAGGCUUCAUUUCCAUGACACAGGAUGCUGGGAAACGAAUGAGCACACUGCCCUCUGGUGGGUGAUUAAAGGACCAGUUGUGGCUUCAAUAAUGAUAAAUUUUGUUCUCUUCAUUGGGAUCAUCAUCAUCUUGGUGCAAAAACUCCAGUCCCCUGAUAUCGGAGGAAAUGAGUCCAGCAUUUAUCUCAGCUGUGCUCAGAAAUGCUUCAGUGAGCCCACACAGGCUGUUCAGCAUUCGUGCAGGAUGUCAGAGUUAUCCACCAUCACACUGCGUCUGGCACGCUCCACUCUCCUCCUCAUACCCCUGUUUGGUAUUCACUACACUGUGUUCGCCUUCUCGCCUGAGGACGUCAGCAAGAGGGAGAGGCUUGUCUUUGAGCUGGGCCUUGGAUCCUUUCAGGGAUUUGUGGUUGCUGUUCUCUACUGUUUCCUCAAUGGAGAGUUUCUCCCUGAAGGUGCAGUCGGAGAUCAAGAGGAAAUGGCGCAGCUGGACGGUGAACCGGUACUUUGCUGUGGACCUGAAGCAGCAGAGGCACCCUUCGUUGGCCAGCAGUGGGGUGAACGGCGGGACUCAGCUGUCGAUCCUCAGCAAGAGCAGCUCGCAGAUACGCAUGUCCAGCCCGCUGGCGGAGAACGCCAACAUCAGCCUGCCGACCUGAGCGUCUGAUAGUCCAGAGCCGACUUCAAGGUGCCGUUCCACUUACGUUAGACCAACCAGAGCAGACCAAAGUGGCCCCUUGUAAUUCUUAUAUUUUCUACUUUAUAAAAAGGGAAAGCAUUUUGCUAGAGAUGAUCAGUUUUAUUUGGGUAUACAAUGAAAUAGAAAUAUUUAUUUAUAAAAAAAAACAUGGCGAUGGUAAUUUUUUUAGAAUUAUCACAGCACAUUAUCAUUUUAGAUAAAUAAAGUUAGAUUUAAAUUCCCUAUAAGCAAACCAUUCUCAGAAAUGUAAGCAAAUAAAGAUUGUGCCAUAAGAAAGACAUGAAUUUUCUGAAACAUUUUAGAAAAGUGAUUCUUUAAUAUUAAAUAUUUGGGGGUCACAUUUGAUCUGUUUGUGUACACUAACUGUGUUUCAAAGUGCCAUACAGUUCGCCUCACUGGAUAUCACUAUAGUCCAAAGGUUUAAAAAAAAAAAAAACAUAACCAAAAGCUCGCCUUGCUUGUACAAAACGCUCAACGUUUAUAUGUAAAUGUUUCAUCUUGAAUUUAAACAUGUUCCUACAAUCAGCCGUAAGUACAGAGUAUGUCAAAAACACUCAUGUGUAAAUAGUUACUUUUAGUGUCUAGAUUAGAUCUAUCUCUUUAGCAACAGUGUAUUGUAAAGACCUUUUCAAACAAAAGGAACUGGAGCCCAAAUCUGUAGACACCGUCAUGUAUGCAGGGGACCCAGUGGUUCGUGCUCUCUCUAGUCUGGUUUUCCUUUAUAUAAAAUAAAGAAGGGAAACGUGUAAUCUAUAAACUUAGUGAAUAACGGGAGAGCAGCAAUUGCCAACUUUUUAAAAAUAAAACCGGUUUUGUUUUACCCUUCAAAGUGGAUAAUUUAGACAGAGGUGUUCUGGUCAAUCCAUGUCAUUCUGAAUUUUGUACAUUUGCAGUUUUGGUCAUUUCUUACCCAACCUUUAUAAGUAGAACAUUUUGUUAUCUGCCAGAGGACAUGGUGCACUGGCCAAGCUUGAUAAUAAUAAUCAGCGUGAUAAUAAAUAAUCACGCUUUGAGAGCUGAUUAUUUAAACGGACUUUCUAUAAUCUGCUUAUCAUCAACUCUAAGGAAAUGUGAUUAUCUGCCAACAGGAUGUUACUCAGUUAUUUUGGUUUUAACAGUGCUUACAAUUUUUCAAAUUUCAUUGUUAGGGAUUAGAACCAACAUAAAUGGGAACAGAGAGUUCAAUUAUGAGAUUUGAGCAUUUAUAAUCACUUAUCGCAAUACUUAAUGAAAACACGUAGUUGUAACAAAAAAGUUAUCUGCUGCAGGAUUGUCAAAGUGCAUGGGUAUGAAAUGUUGUCUUAUGGUAUAAAAUGGAAGGGAAGAAAUGGUACUGCAUAUGUACAAAUGGGCAAAGAAGGAAAAGUGGGCUAUCCAGCUAGUUUUUAUCACCACAAAUUUCUACAAACCCAAGAUGUGUUGUUUGUGAACAUGAGCAGUCUGUGCCACCGUUUGUCUCCAAACGUAAAUUCACCAUGCCAUGAUUCCAUAAGUGCUGUAUUUCAUGAUGGGUGGUCAUCCUCACUCUGUGCUCAUCGAUUGAGCUUAAGCCCAUUGUGCCACCUUUAAGCAGCUCCUUUUGCAAUUUGAUUAGACACCUCGUUUUCCAAAGUGCCUACUCAUACAAAUAGCUAUCACUUUAAUUAUCAGUGAAUACAUGAUUUUAACGGAGUUAUUUUCUGCAAAGAUUAAAUCAAGAGGUGGUGGUGGCUUUAUUGUGGGUAGCAUGCUUUUCAACAAUGUGUCUCUGGUAGUUGAAUAAUUUGCCAUUUAUUGUAAGAGUUUAGCCUUUUUUCUUAUGAAAUGCAAAAUAAAAUGAGGAUACAGUUGAAAAUCUUCAACGAGAUUAAGUGAGGUGUUUUUAUUGCAUCCACCAUAUAUUUUGAAUUUCUAUGCCAUUACCACCACAUGUAUGACUUCAAAGUAUAAACAUUAAUAUUGUCAGUGAUCAACAAAGGCUUUAAUUUACUCGCUUCUGACAAUCGCAUUUACGUGUUGCUGUAUGUCCUUUUUUUGUGCUCAAACUAGCUAAAAAGUCCUUACUGUAUACAUGGAAACCAUGUUAAAUUAAAAUGUGAAAGGGUGUACAUAGGAGUUUUCCACCAUAUUUUUAAUUUGGAUGUUCAUUUCUUGUCAUACAAGUAGAUUAUAAGAUUGUUGUAUCUUUAAAUGAUGAUUUAUGAUACGUGGAACAGCUAUGGAUGUAUAUUUAUUUUCCAAUGAUUAUGUGCUAUGUAACAUAUCGACUUGUACAGCUUACAAAUAGUUUUGUCUGUAACAUAAAUGUCUGAUUUUAUUACACUACCUGAUGCAGACUUGGUCAAAGUGCCAUAAAGAUUGCCUCCCUAUAUAAGAUUAUAAGAUGAGAUUUGUGGCGAAAGAUUUCGUUUCUUCUGACUACAUGGAGAAAAACCACAACUUAUUGUGCAGAGAAAUAGGGUCUAAAAUGGCUUUAUAAAAAAACAUGAAGCUAGAAUUUUCUUUUUUGUGUGGAAGCCGAAGUAUGUACAUAGAGGAAAAAUUUGACCACUGCAACAGUUGUGUUUGAGCGUGUGAUUAAAAACCACUCUGCUGCUUAUGUGUUUCUGUCACCAGCAUUCUGAGUCUGAACCUCAGAAAGAAACGACCAUGUUUUAAUGCUGUUACUGUUUGAGAGAAAAAAAGAAGAGUUGAAAACUCCUCACAUGACCACAUAUGUGCUGUGUAUUUGUCCACCACUAGAUGGAAGCAAAACUUUGUAAUAUACGAGAGAGCGCAGAAGGAAAGCUUUUUAUUUAUUGAUUUCAUAGGCUUUGUAUUAUGAAUUUGCAGGACAAAUGUUUAAAAAGAGAGACAAUGACUAUAUUUGUAUCAUUAUUAACAAAAUUCCUUAUUUCCUAUUUUACAUGAAUUGUCAGACAAGCCAUGUGAGCCUAAUUAAUGCUGAUGAUGUAAUUUUUAGCAGUACAUAAAAAAGAGCACUGUAAAGGCUAAUCCAAACUUCAGCUAAAAUCAUCCAUAUUCAUUUCUAUUGCUUCAAAGCAAGGUAAAGGAAAUCUCAGUCUCUAAAGCAAAAUAUUUACAGAUGCAUUUGAAGAGUUAUACUUUGUUCUUUAUGACAAGUUUAUAUGAUAAUUAAGCAGAACUGUGUACAUUAUCUAACAACAUAACACUUACAGAACAUUUUGUUUUUACCUUAAUAUAACAUUCCAUUAGAAAUUUUUAGCAACCACUUCAAAUAUGUUUACGACUGAAUUAACCUUUUGCUCUGAGAUAAAUGAGCUUGCUAACUCCUUUUAGAUUGUGAUGUUGAAUAGGUAGGCUAUAGUAUGAUAGAUAAUAGUUGGUAAACUCAGCAUUUUUCUCCAAAAUAAAACACAUUGAACAUUUAUUUUUCCAUUAAACUCAAAAGCCCCUAUAAAACGGCUUCUCCAUCAUGUGUUUUGUGAAAGAACUAAUAUGGAGAGAGGAGCUGAGGUGGAUCAGCCCGACUAUGUUGUAACUCUGCUUCCAAGGUGAGGUAGUUACAGCCCCAAAUCAGCUGACCUAUACAGGGGGUCAAAGUUGUGAUUAAUGCUCUGUGUGCCUAGUCAGAUAUGAGAUUUAAAUGUGUAAUCAAGGCCCGGAAAUCUCUAGUCGAGCUUCUAUUUCUAAUAAAAAAAUUUUUAUAUUUCUAAAAAAAUAUUAGACUCUAAAAAUCUCUAAAAAAAAAAAAAAAUUGUAGUCUAACUAGAAAAUCAAUUGCUAUACUAAGUUACAUGAGAUAUGUUAGUAUAUCUAAAGGUAGUAGCUAACUCUACUGUAGUCUGGAUAGUAUUGACCUUUUGCAGCUAUGUCACUUAAUCACUUAGUCAAAAGGUGCCAUGACAAAAACUGGAAGUGAAAGACUGGAGUAUCAAAGUCACGACGAUUGUUUUCCCAAGUUGUUUUUGCCAGUAAGGCCAUGACUUGUACUUGUUCAAGUUGAGCUAAUUAAUCUGUGAACACAAUUCUAGUAUGGAUAGUAUUGACCCCUUACAGCUUCGUCACUUAAUCACAUAGUUGGUUGUGGCUCGUAGGCAGCAGUAUUUACAAAAUUGGGAGAAGCUAGCUCAGAAACCGACCCAAACCUUUUCCCUUCUGACUUCUGUGUUGAUUUGACCAAAUUGCCAACUUUGCCUGAAUUUGUGCCACAUGAUUUAUACCACUAUGUCAUAAAUUGUGUUUUCUCUUACACCAGAGCAGACUUAAAAGCGUAGUAAAGUCUAGAUACUUAUUAGUUUUGUCAUACAUGAUAGGUUCCAUGAUGGUGGGGCGUUUGCUCUAUGGUUGCUAAUGAUUAGGUGCAUACCUUCUCCAUAAUGCAAUAUUUUACUGCAUCUUACUGAACCUACUUAUGAAGUACUUGAACAUUAAUCAUUUUACCUUGUAAAAAGUGUAUCUGCAAAACCACUAAUACACCGAGGGCUGCUAUCCAUCUCCAUCAUUUUUCCCCAUCGAAAGGUUUACAAUAAAAUGACAAGUUUGGUUUCCAUCCUUGUCUUUGUGCAACUGACCACAUAGCACCCCGAAUCAACUGAAUAAAAGUGAUAUUAGACUACCAACCAAGUGAGUUGCUUUCUGGAGAGCAUGACAUCACAUGCAAAGGGUUAAUAGCCAUACUUGAUCAGUUCAGCUUUCAGCUAUUCUAGCCUAGUUUCCAAGCAUAUUGAUAGCACAGCAUUACUAGUCAUUAGACUGUAAAUAAGUGACUACAUUUGAAGCAAUUGGUGUACACUUCACAGCUUUAAAAAUGUACACUAAGAAUGUCAUGAUUUAUGUCAAUCUUUCAGAGUGGAUCAUACUUACCAUAAAUGCUACCCAUCCUUACUCAAAGAACUUUUGCACAUCAUAAACAUCAAGUCUAGUGUUGUUCAGAGGCCUGAGAUUUAAAGCUGAAAUCAAUAUAUCAGCACAUUUUCUCCUUUAAAAAGCUAGUUUCUAGCUAGCUAGUCAUAUGUAGGCAAUUUUCAAGUAGCUGGUAGCUUAUGAAUGCUAACUUCACUUUUCUGUCAUUUGCAGUUUAAGUAAUAGACCACCAUCUGAAUCUCACUAAAAUAUGACUAAUUGCAAAAAUGUCAAAUCUCUUGUUUGAACUGUGUUUUGUGAUGCAUAUCUGUGUUAACAUGCAGUUUUAACUGUUAUGGCUUGCUGAGCCAGUUUGGUCAAGUGUGUGUGAGUUUUACUGAUUGUCAAUGAAUUUUUGAAUGUAGAGUUAUUGCUUCUCAGCUGCUCUUAGAUGUUCCCUGCUAUCAAUUUGCUCUGGUGUACAAAUGAUGUCUUUUCUCUAUCAUGAAUAGUGUAUAUUUUUGCCAUUCAGGUGGACUUCUUGACUAAAAUCUACAAUGUUUGUGACAGUGUUUUUGUAAAGCUGUUUAUGGUCCAGUUUUAAGAGCGUAUGUGGAUGACUGGAAACUUGAGAGAAUGUAUUCUGUAUGCAUGUAUACGUAAUGACAAGCAUUCAAAAGAAUUUAAACUUAGAUGUUGAAAAACAAUGUAGAAACUUUCAUCUUGUGUUCAACCUGUAUACUGAGUCACGUAUAAGUGUUCUGAUGUCCAACAUCCACGUCUACUUGUGUGAACUAACUGCAAAAUAAAUCUGUGGUAUGUUGUUGUA
Xiphophorus maculatus (southern platyfish) is the source of this 7530-nucleotide messenger RNA. It is a transcript of the gene adcyap1r1a, whose product is annotated as pituitary adenylate cyclase-activating polypeptide type I receptor-like. Gene Ontology annotation, biological process: adenylate cyclase-modulating G protein-coupled receptor signaling pathway; cell surface receptor signaling pathway. Lineage: Eukaryota; Metazoa; Chordata; Actinopteri; Cyprinodontiformes; Poeciliidae. Gene Ontology annotation, molecular function: peptide hormone binding; G protein-coupled peptide receptor activity; vasoactive intestinal polypeptide receptor activity. The record is from RefSeq and is a predicted model, not a curated record. The transcript has 16 exons. The coding region runs from base 450 to 1883 and encodes 477 amino acids. Gene Ontology annotation, cellular component: neuron projection; plasma membrane.